Linum trigynum is the source of this 2606-nucleotide messenger RNA. The record is from the annotation of a GenBank genome assembly. NCBI's taxonomy places the organism in Eukaryota, Viridiplantae, Streptophyta, Magnoliopsida, Malpighiales, Linaceae.
UCCACAACUUCCGAGGUGACAAACGCAUAGCAGGCCACUAAAUUAGUUGGCCUCCAACACCGCAUUCUAUAUAGGCCCAAGGCUCAAAUCUGAAAAUUAUGAAGUCUGGACCUCACAUGUUUCUGUCAAGGCCCAUUUUCAGGCCCGCCGGAGCCGGCAAUUUUCCCUUUCCCCAUGUGCUGCUUGCUUCUCCACCAUUAUCGAGCACCUCGAAAAGUCCCGGGGAAAACUAAACGGGAAACAGAGACAGAAACUCCAGAAUCCGAAAACCACUGGCGGCAGCCAAUACUUUUUCGGAAACCGUCAAAUUCCUGAACUUUUAUUCUUUUGUUACUUCCGCCAUUCCCCGACAAUGCACCGCCAUUGCUAAGCGCUCUCUCUCUCUCUCUUUACUUCUUUCCUCCUAUAUCAACUUCAGAAAGCAAUAACAAAAAUGGAUUCUUUCUUCACGACAACGGACGUUAUUCUUCCCUCCGGUUUGCAUAACUACGAAUGGCAGCGCGAUUCGGUGGGCACACUCACCGCCACCACAACCACGGCCACGGCGUAUCUACAACUAAGCUCGUCUUUCUUUUGAUGUUCGUUUGCCUUUUACUUACUGCUCUGGUAGCCGAUGCCUUCUGGGCAUCUUCUUCUUCGGUCUCUUCAGCUUAUCGAUCAGUUGCUUCCAUUUGGGCUCUUGAGAAACCUAAUAGCAACAAGUAUGUGGUACCUGCUCCCUUUGAUCACAACAGUUCCAAGGAAGGAGAGCAUGGGAGGGUUUUAUCAGCGACAUUUGCUGAUCUAUCGGCGCCUGAGUUGGAUUGGGAACAAAUGGAUUCAGCUCCUGUGCCUCGACUGGAUGGGUACUCGGUUCAAAUCAAUGAUCUUCUCUAUGUUUUUGUUGGGUAUCGCAAUCUUGACAAUGUGCAUUCCCAUAUAGAUGUGUUCAAUUUGAGUGAGAACAAAUGGUCAGACUGGUUCGAUACGCCUAGAGAGAUGGCGAAUUCCCACUUGGGAGUGGCGACUGAUGGGCGAUUCGUGUACAUUGUCUCGGGCCAGAAAGGUCCUCAAUGCAGAACAGCCAUAACUCUUAGUUACUCUCUGGACACUAAAACAAAGCAAUGGAGCAGCUUGCCUCGGUUACCAGCUCCCAGGUAUGCUCCAGCCACACAGUUGUGGAGAGGGAGGCUCCAUGUGAUGGGUGGAAGCAAGGAGAAUCGCCAUACUCCUGGAGUUGAGCACUGGAGCAUUGCUGUGAAGGAUGGCAGAGCUUUGGAGAAGGAAUGGCGGAGCGAGGUGCCUAUCCCUCGUGGUGGACCACACAGGGGUUGUGUUGUAGUAAAUGAUAAGCUCUUCGUAAUUGGUGGCCAGGAGGGUGAUUUCAUGCCCAAACCCAACUCACCCAUCUUCAAAUGCUCUCGAAGGAAAGAGGUGGUUUAUGGCGAUGUUUACAUGCUAGACGGUUCCAUGAAGUGGCAAACUCUGCCACUAAUGCCGAAACCAAACUCUCAUAUCGAGUGCUCGUGGGCAGUGGUGAACAAUUCAAUAAUCAUUGCUGGCGGCACAACAGAGAAGCACCCUCAAACCAAGAGGAUGAUGUUGGUUGGGGAAGUCUUUCAGUUUCAUCUCGACUCACUGAGCUGGUCAGUGAUCGGAAAGCUUCCUUACCGGGUAAAGACGACCCUUGUUGGGUACUGGGAUGGAUGGCUGUACUUUACAUCAGGGCAGAGGGACAGAGGACCUGAUAAUCCUCAACCCCAGAAGGUCAUUGGAGAAACGUGGAGAACCAAACUACAUUUGUCUUGAAGGUUGGUAUAUACCAAGGCAGAAACUAGUGUGAGUUUAUAGCUUUUGUGGCAUGUUUAGUCAAUUGGAAUUACCUCAUAUUGCACGUAAUGAAUGAUCUUAGAACUAGUUGGUUUUAUAGUAAUUCGAUUUGUUUGAAGAGGUUCAAGAAUAGGCUGACCAGUCCCUUUAACAACAAUCUUUGAGCUUCGAGUUAAUAAAUCAGAUGUAGAUAUUUGAGUUAUCAAGAUUCAAAUCUCUAGCAUUGUCAAAAACUCUAAUACAAUGUUAAGAAUAAUUUCCUUUCAAAAACUUCAAACAUGCUCAAAGUCCAAAAAAUAUAAUUUAUGCCAUUCCAUUUCACAGUGUGCAAACGGAAGCCAACUCAUGAGGAUCUAGCGAGUAGCUACCAACUAUCGAGCAAUCAUCAUGGUUAUGGUGACUUCAUUGAUCGUACAAAAUUUCGAGCCACUGAUGCUUGAGCUUCCCUCAUUUUUUCUAGGUCUAGUCAUUGUAAAGCCUGGUUGUUCUGGUAUGGGUAAUUGCGUAAUGUUACUAGUUAACAUUGAUAUUACUCUUGACAUUUUCGGCCUAUCAUAUGCCUCGUAUUCUAUACAAUGCAGUGCUACAUUGAUGCAUCGAAGAGUAAGGAAUUGGGUGGUGGUCUGCUGUGUUUGUGGGCCGCAGCCAUUGAUGAGAUCAGGAACUUCGAAUUCUUGAUUUUGCAGACUAAAGUUGAUGACUGACGAGAGAUUAAGGAGGUGAAGGUUAAAACGGUCAACCAAUUACGACAAGACCAUGUCCAUGUGUCUCUCUACAAAGAAAUGUAUUAUUGUUGU